Molecule: messenger RNA, 1242 nt
Organism: Bathycoccus prasinos
Lineage: Eukaryota; Viridiplantae; Chlorophyta; Mamiellophyceae; Mamiellales; Bathycoccaceae
Product: carboxylesterase family protein
Exons: 1
Coding region: 1-1242 (413 amino acids)
Source: RefSeq, a predicted model, not a curated record
AUGACGAAGAAAUUAGACGAGAAGAACUUUUUAUCCACAAACUUUACCGCGUACAAACACGUAUACCAAAUGUCCUUCCCGGAGGCAAUCAAAGCGAUCCCGGCGGAUUUAGCGUUGCACCCGAACUCGAAGUUCAAGCGGUCCGCGCAAAUCGCCAAACUCUUUAUAGACGAAGCAAGAGGGAUAGUCUCGAUGAUUCCGUACGGCGUUCGGGCGAAACUCGUGCACAAACUGACGCCAAAAGCGACGGAGAUGAUUUCGAGAGACAGAGGAGAGCGGAGAAUGCAAUUUAAAGAGACGAGAGUGAGCGUAAAGAAAGAUUUCAAAUACGGAGAAGACGAGAGGCAAAAGUUUGACGUGUAUUUACCGCCCGCGCGAUCGAUACGACGAGGAAAGAAAGAUGAUUACGACGACGACGACGAGUACGAAGAACGGGAGGAGGAGGCAGAAAAUGUGAGAGUUCCGAUGGCGGUAUUUGUCCACGGCGGCGUGUGGGCAUCUGGCGAAAGGUGGCAGUUUGCACCCCUCGCGCAUCGAUUAGCCGAAGAAGGCAUAGUCACGGCGGUUAUUUCGUAUUCCUUGUACCCGGAGAAGUCGGCCAAGGCGCAAGCGGAGGAAGUAUUGAAAGCGUUGAAGUGCGCGAUUAUGAACGCGAAGUUGUUUGGCGCGGAUGCGAGCAGAACGCAUUUGGUUGGACACUCGGCGGGGAGUCAUUUAUGCGCCAUGGCUUUGUUGUUAGAUGAGGAAGAAACGCAAAAAAAGGAAUCGGAGAAAUUGAAGUCGUUCGUCGGUAUGUGCGGCGUGUAUAACAUCGAGACGCAUUACGAGUACGAGGAUAAAAGGGGCGUAGCGAUGUUGAGCACGAUGGGAAGAGCGAUGGGUGGUAGGGAGAAAUUUAAAGAAAUGUCGCCGUUUCAUAUUUUAGAAGAUAGAAGUAGUAGCAGUAGUAGCAGUAGCAACAGCAAGAGUAGGAGUAGCGAUAGCGGCGGCGAAGACAACGACGACGACGAUGUGACCAAGUCAUCGUUUCCAAAGACGUAUUUGUUCACCUCGGAUACCGAUAUUGUCGUCCCCAAGCGCGAGUCGGAAGAUUUGCACAAGACUUUGCUUAAAAUUGGUGUAGACAGCGAGCUUUCGGUGUACGAUCACGGCACGCACGGCGAGUUUGCGCUCGGAUUUAAAAAACGACCAAAACCUUUGAGAGCGUUUCACCGCGAUUUGAUCGAGUUGCUUCAUUCCUAA